CAAGUCAGAGGUGUUGUCUCAUGUGUGCGAUGAAUGAGGGCGGAGUCACAAAGAAGAGGACCUUGAAGAUGUUUCACUUCUGUUUGUCUCUUUUGGAAUUAUUCCGCUGAAAGAUUUCAUUUCCAACACAGAGUCAACGCGAUCAGGUGGGUUUUUUUUCACACACGCUCGAUGCCAUGACUUCCUGUUCUUGAUGACGAUGGUGAAAUGAAGCUUCCUGUCACCCAACGUUAAGGCAGCUUCGUUCGGCGUGACAUUACUCUGGCUUCACUUGAGGCGAGCUUUUCAGACCAGGAAGCUGCGUCAACAGAUAAGACACCAAAACGUGACUUGGUGGCACACAUGGAAGGUCAGCGUGCUCUCUGGAGCCAGCUGCUGUGGGCUACUGUCAUCUCGCUGGCCUCCUGUGAAAACAUAACAGUUUCUACCCCAGCAAACUUCUCAACGCAAGCCUCAGACGCAACCAACAGCCCAACAGUUUCUCCCAUUCCCUUCCUUCAGAGCUCGACUGAAGUGACGUCUAGAAAUGCCUCUCUACAAAAUCAGUGCUCCUACACCGUAACAGCCAUCAAGUACGGCUUGGGAUUCGUCAUCAACGCCUCUUCCAACGCCACGUACAAAUUCAUUUUGACGGAAGAUGGUGGCCCGGCCAAAGAAAUCCAUCAUAACGCAACAAUGGUCAACAUCACGGAACUCAAACCGUGCACUGAAUAUAAGCACCGAGUUCAAUAUUAUGUUGGUGAUGACAAACUUUUACAAAAUUGUAGCUACAGCAACGGUGCUCCGAAAAGCGCGACAGGAAAAAUGAGCCAAGAUGACAUCACUUUCGACAAAUGCUCCACCGGGUGUCUUUCGCUCUCCACCGGCUGGGAUGUCAGCACGUCUCUACGAGAUCCGUCGAGGAAAUGCGACAAUAAGCCGUGCGUCCAACUGGACACCGGCGACAUUUGCUCUAAUCGCACGAUAACCUUCACUUGCGCAAACUCCUCCUUGCAGCUAACAAAGUUCAUCAGUACCGAUUUCCUCUCUGGACUUUCAAAGAACAUACGACAGAAUGUUCCCGAUCAACUGCCUGCAAAUAUCACAGCGGAGUUACCUCCUAAAUGCACCGACCUCUCCGUUGUUUAUUCCUGUCUUGACCGUCAAAACGUAGCCAAGAACGUGUCUGAUCUGGAACCGUACACAAAGUACUUCUGUACCGGUCAGAUCCGGGAGCGUGAUGUCAUCAUAGCAAAUCUGUCAACGAUCCAUGUGACGAUUAACUGCGAUCUUAAAGUCCAAAAUGUAAAGAGCAGCCCUACUAAUACUUCGGCGACGCUGACAUGGACAACAGCCAGUGAGAAUUGUCCAGACUUCUUAUCCGGACCAAAUCCGCCGUCGUAUAAAUGCAUAUGCAGGUCUCAAAUGGAAAAAGAGAAACAAUGUAUGGCAACCAAACGGAAUGAGACACAUUUUGAUUGUAUGGUUGGUCACUUGCAACCAUACACCGAUUAUGAAUGUAGAAUCAAACCCAUGUACAAAGAUCAGGAUGUUGCACAAGGAAUUAUUAAAACUAACUUCAGUACUGAGAUUGGAGCUCCAGAGGACAUCUCUGUACUGGAUGCAAAAGUAAACGUCAACUCUAUCGAAGUCAAAUGUACACAUUCACAAAGGUUUAAUGGACCCGAUGGGAAAUUCCAUGCAGUACUUUAUCAGGGUAGUAGAGUUGUGAAAACAAGUAACAAGACCAAAUGCGCAUUCUUUUUCCAAGAUCUGAGCUUCUCCACCACCUAUGAAUUGAAGGUAUAUGUGUCCAACCAGGUCUUCAAUAGUACCUUCUCGAAAAAAACCUUAACAACUGAAUAUAAUGAAAAAGCCCUUAUCGGCUUUCUUCUCUUCCUCAUCAUUUUCACAUCUCUUGCGCUGCUUGUGGUCCUCUACAGAAUCUACGUCGUGAAACGUCAAAGAUUCCGAGACAUGAGUGAAAAUUUGCUUCUGAUCCCCAAUGCAACUUCUGUGGAGCCAAUCGAAGCCAACGUCUUGCUGGACUCGUACAAAAGGAAACUAGCUGAUGAAGGACGCCUUUUUCUCGAUGAGUUUCAGAGCAUCCCCAAAAUUAUUACCCAUUACACGGUGAAAGAGGCCAAGAAAAACUACAACAUCCCCAAGAACCGUUAUGUGGACAUCCUACCAUACGAUUACAACCGAGUCCAGCUCAGCACAGGAAACGGAGAGGCGGGAUGCGACUACAUCAACGCCAGCUUCAUUGAUGGCUACAAGGAAUCCAAGAAGUACAUUGCAGCUCAAGGCCCAAAGGAGGAAACUGUGGUGGACUUUUGGAGGAUGAUCUGGGAGCAGCGCUCUUCAAUCAUUGUCAUGGUGACACGCUGUGAAGAGGGAAACAAGAACAAGUGCGCGCAGUACUGGCCUUCUAUGAACCGAGAGACGGAGAUAUUCGAGGAGUUUAUCGUCAAGAUCAAGUCGGAAAAUCACUUCCCCGAUCAUUCCAUCCGCCGUCUUAGCUUGACUAAUAGGAGAGAAAACUCUGAGCGAGAAGUCACCCACAUCCAGUUCAUCAGUUGGCCUGACCACGGCGUCCCCGAGGAGCCGCACCUCCUCCUGAAGCUCAGACGCCGCGUCAACGCCUUCAAAAAUGUUUUCAGCGGGCCCAUUGUCAUCCACUGCAGCGCUGGAGUGGGCAGGACGGGCACCUACAUCGGCAUCGACGCCAUGAUCGAGUGUCUCGAGGCCGAGAGCAAGGUGGACAUCUAUGGCUAUGUUUUCAAACUCCGCAAACAGAGAUGUCUCAUGGUUCAAGUGGAGGCCCAGUACAUUCUGAUUCACCAAGCCCUGGUGGAGCACAACCAGUUUGGAGAAACAGAAAUCGCACUGUCAGAGCUCCAUGGUGCCCUGAGCAUACUGAAGGAGAACAACUCUGACAGUGAACCAACUUUCCUGGAGGAAGAGUUUCAUAGACUUCCCAACUGCUACAACUGGAAGACGUUCAACACCGGGAUCACCGAGGACAACAAAAAGAAGAAUCGCUGUUCCGCUGUCAUCCCUUAUGAUUACAACAGAGUGCUGCUGAGGUUGGAUGACGCCCUGAGUCAGGAUAGCAGCCAUGAUGAAGAGCACGAUGAAACCUCAACUGAUAGUGAAGAGGAAGAGGAGAACACCAAAUACAUCAACGCCUCCAACAUUCACGGCUACUGGGGUCCACGCAGCUUUAUUGCAACCCAGACUCCUCUGAAAAACACCCUAGCUGAUUUUUGGUCCAUGGUUUACCAAAAAAAAGCCUCCACUAUUGUCAUGCUGUCAGGAGCUAAUGAUGAAGAAAAGGAGUCUGCGUACUGGGAGAAGGAGAAGAGCACUUACGGGGAUAUCGAAGUGGAGGUGACGUCAAAAGACGCUUGUCCAAAUCUGAUCAAGCACAACAUGCUGAUUCGUCACGUCAAGAGGAAAGACAGUCGUGUCGUGACACACGUCCAGUUCCUCAACUGGCUCGAUCGAGAACUACCAGAGACGUCUCAAGACUUGACUGACAUGAUUAAAGAAGUUAAGGAUUUUGACCAGCCCCGACGAGGUCCUCCCGUCGUGGUCCAUUGCAGCGAUGGCUCAUCUCGUUGCGGCAUUUUCUGCGCUCUGUGGAGGCUGCUCGACAGCGCCGAGACGGAAAAGGUCGUCGACGUUUUCCACGUGGUUCGAACCUUGCGCAAGGAGCGACAGGGCAUGAUUGCAAGUCUGGCCCAGUACCAGUUCUUGUACGAUGCACUGGAUGGGGUCUAUCCAGUCCAGAAUGGAGAGGUGAAAGCAGUCCGGCCCUCUGAUGCCGACUCUGUCUACUUGGUGAAUGAAAGCAUGACAACAGGCCAGCAAAGUGAAGAAAAGGUUGCAGAGCUAGCCUCCGCUACCGAGAUGAGCCAGCAGGGGGCAGCAGAGAGUGAGAGGGAUCCUGUGCCUGCUCAUGCAUAGAUGGCAGGAAGACAAAACGGAGGCUGAGAAAUGAUCCAGGACGAGUGGUUGCAGGUACAUGCGCUUUAAUUCGAUCUUUCCGUGUGGGACAAAGUUUUAAACAAAUUUGGGGCCUUCAAACCUUCAAUUUAUUAGGGAUCUGUCCAAGUAAAGGCGGACAACACAUCAUCUUUUUAUGGAUCACACUUCUUUUUUUUUUUUUGGAACGCUUUCAAUCCUGGGGAAGAUGUCACAUACCACAUCAUUUACAUUUUUGUACAUCACUGCUCCAUCUGAAAAUGUCAAAAGUUUAUUCUGUAAUUUGUUAGGCGAUACAGCAUUAGGUACUCGGAUAUGCUCGGACAUGUUUUUUAAUCAUCUGCUCUAAGUGUUUGGUCCGUACAGUACUUUACGCUCAAAUUCACUCAAGCUAGUCAAGAGAUGGAAGAUGAAAACCUCAAAGCUAAAUAGUUCAAUGAAUGAUAUGAAUGUCUUAAUAUUGUAAAAAAAUUAAUAAAUGUAUUAAGAUGAUGCUUUUAAAA
This is a messenger RNA of Syngnathus typhle (broad-nosed pipefish), 4472 nucleotides long. RefSeq names its product protein tyrosine phosphatase receptor type C (gene ptprc). Bases 343 to 3951 code for a protein of 1202 amino acids. The transcript is spliced from 32 exons. Gene Ontology annotation, biological process: positive regulation of peptidyl-tyrosine phosphorylation; negative regulation of protein kinase activity; protein dephosphorylation. The record is from RefSeq and is a predicted model, not a curated record. Lineage: Eukaryota; Metazoa; Chordata; Actinopteri; Syngnathiformes; Syngnathidae. Gene Ontology annotation, molecular function: protein binding; protein tyrosine phosphatase activity.